ACCAAAACAUCCCAAUCCAACGGCUCACUCGGCGCUCUUGGAGGAUCCAACGGCGUGGACGAAUUAUGUCGCAAUGUUCUGGGCUUAAUUAUGGCAACCCGCCGAGUUUAUAGAUCGUCACAUGUAGCAUGUAGGCAGGCGCUCCACUCUUCGCAAGCUCACAGUGUGUUCCGCGGCGCCUGCUCUGCUCCUUUGCCAUCUUCCCCGUGCGCAACCAUGGGAACUGGCCCCGGUGCCGUCGCGCUCCACCAUCUCCUCCUUCUCUUCCUCUCCGUGGUGCUCUUCCACGCCCUCCUCGCCGCACCGGCGGAGGGCCUGGUCCGCGUCGCGCUGAAAAAGCAUCCGGUCGAUGAGCACGGUCUCGCCGCCGGAGAGGAAGCCCAGCGCCUUCUCUUGCGGCGGUACGGCCACGUCUUCAACGACGCCUCCGCCGGUGCUUCCUCCAAGCCGUCGACCGCCGCGAAGGGCGGCAGUGUGACCCUGAAGAACUGCCUGAACGCCCAGUACUACGGCGAGGUAGGCAUCGGCACGCCGCCGCAGAACUUCACCGUCAUCUUCGACACCGGCAGCGCCAACCUCUGGGUGCCCUCCUCCAACUGCUACUUCUCGAUUGCAUGCUACUUCCACCCGAGGUACAACGCCGGUCAGUCCAAGACGUAUAAGAAGAAUGGAAAACAUGUGGAAAUUCAUUAUGGGACUGGUGCGAUUUCUGGCUAUUUAAGCCAGGACAGUGUGCAAGUUGGUGGUGUAGUAGUGAAAAAACAGGAUUUUAUUGAAGCUACCGGAGAACCAAGUAUAACUUUCAUGUUUGGAAAAUUCGACGGAAUUCUAGGUCUUGGGUUUAAGGAGAUGUUGUACCUGUCUGUUCUGCCUAUUUGGUAUAACAUGGUUAGCCAAGGUCUGGUUGGUGACCUCAUUUUCUCAUUCUGGUUCAACCGACAUGCUGGUGAAGGACAAGGAGGAGAAAUUGUGUUUGGGGGAAUUGAUCCUAGUCAUCACAAGGGAAAUCAUACAUAUGUCCCUGUCCCUAAAAAGGGAUACUGGCAGUUUGAUAUGAGUGAUGUCUUGAUUGGAGGAAACUCCACAGGAUUCUGUAAAGAUGGAUGCGCAGCAAUGGCAGAUUCAGGAACUUCGUUGCUUUCUGGUCCCACAGCGAUAGUUACUCAGAUAAAUAAAAAGAUUGGUGCAACUGGGGUAGUUAGCCAAGAGUGCAAGGCAGUUGUUUCUCAGUAUGGGAAACAAAUCCUAGAUCUCCUGCUAAAGCAGGUCAGUCGGAAAAAAAUAUGUUCUUCAGUCGGUCUAUGUACGUUUGACGGUGCACAUGGCGUAAGCGCUGGUAUUCAAAGUGUGGUAGAUGAUAAAGUUUGGGGGUCGAAUGAUAUCUUUAGCAAAGUUACAUGCAAUAUGUGCGAGAUGGCUGUUGUAUGGAUGCAACACCAGCUUGCACAGAAUCAAACUCAGGAGUUUGUACUGCAGUACAUUAAUCAGCUAUGUGAUAGUUUUCCUAGCCCUAUGGGAGAAUCAUCCGUGGACUGCAACAGACUUGCAUCCAUGCCUGACAUCGCCUUCUCCAUAGGUGGUAAACAGUUUGUGCUCACACCAGAACAAUACAUCCUGAAGGUCGGUGAGGGAGUUGCUACCCAGUGCAUUAGUGGAUUCACAGCUGUGGACAUUCCUCCUCCCCGUGGUCCUCUCUGGAUCUUAGGCGAUAUAUUCAUGGGAGCCUACCACACCGUCUUUGACUAUGGCAAUCUGAAAGUUGGCUUCGCGGAGGCUGCAUAGCGGCGGGGUGUCCCCAUGGUGACCGGAUGAGCCACAGAGCAUGCAGCUUUUCAGUUUGUUUUGGUGUUCGUCGAGCAUGUAUGUGCAUAUGUCAUCCAUGCUUAAUAAUGUGUGAGGUAAUAAACCAGCCUGCUUUGGUUUGUCGGAUAUGAUGAAAUGAAGGCAGGCUCUUCAGUUGGGUCCA
Molecule: messenger RNA, 1966 nt
Organism: Brachypodium distachyon (stiff brome)
Lineage: Eukaryota; Viridiplantae; Streptophyta; Magnoliopsida; Poales; Poaceae
Product: aspartic proteinase oryzasin-1
Exons: 15
Coding region: 91-1782 (563 amino acids)
Biological process (GO): lipid metabolic process; proteolysis
Molecular function (GO): aspartic-type endopeptidase activity
Source: RefSeq, a predicted model, not a curated record